Molecule: messenger RNA, 407 nt
Organism: Balaenoptera acutorostrata (minke whale)
Lineage: Eukaryota; Metazoa; Chordata; Mammalia; Artiodactyla; Balaenopteridae
Product: KRR1 small subunit processome component homolog
Exons: 1
Coding region: 6-407 (133 amino acids)
Cellular component (GO): small-subunit processome; nucleolus
Molecular function (GO): RNA binding
Source: RefSeq, a predicted model, not a curated record
UGAAGAUGGCGUCUUCCAAGCAGGGCGGGCCAGCAACAGCGUCUAGGAAAAGUGAAUUUCGUAGCCAGAAGCCGAAGCCGGAGAGCCGAGAUGAAUCAGAACUCCUCACUGUUCCUGAUGGUUGGAAGGAGCCAGCUUUUUCCAAAGAGGACAAUCCCAGAGGACUCUUGGAGGAGAGCAGUUUUGCAACUUUGUUUCCAAAAUAUAGAGAGGCUUACUUGAAAGAGUGCUGGCCAUUGGUACAGAAAGCCUUGAGUGAACAUCAUGUUAAUGCAACCCUGGACCUGAUCGAGGGCAGCAUGACUGUCUGUACAACAAAGAAGACAUUUGAUCCAUAUAUCAUCAUUAGGGCCAGAGACCUAAUAAAGCUGUUAGCAAGGAGUGUUUCAUUUGAAAAGGCAGUAUGA